AUGGACUUCCAUCUGCGGUGCAACUCCCUGAAAUGCCGGGUACUAUUGAAGGAGAGAGCCGUGGUGACAACCUGCUCACACAUCUUCUGUCUUGGAUGUGCAGACAGUCUCGGACUUUCACUCCCCACAGCAGGUGGUCGACGGUGCCCGGCAUGCCAGACACUCCUAAGCAACCCUGAUGAUGCCGUGUCGACGAUUUUGAACCCCACGGAGGACUACAAGACCAGCGUGUUGAGCGGGCUUGAUCCAAACACAAUCAUGGAGUGUGCCGGCCGAGCAUUGGGAUUUUGGGCAUACCAAAGCACACAGGAGAUAUUCUACCAAGAAUUCUUGGGGAAGAGUCUCACAGAGAAAUACAGCAACCUGAACACGCAAAUGGAUAAAGUCGUCCACAACGCUAACUCGGAGAUGUCAGUUCUUCACAGCAAGAUAGCGGAUAUGCAAGCUGCGCAAGAACAACUAGAGAAGAAGAAUGAGGAGUUGGCUGAUCUGAUCCGAGACAAGUCCAAAAAGUUAUCGCAGAUGACAAAUCUUUAUAAUAUCCUCAAAGCGCGUGCGAUGCGGACUGAGAUGCAGACCGCAGCUUCGAACACGGUCUCCCAGACAUUGAAUGACCUCUCAUCGCGAAACAGCACCAUGCUUCCACCCAUCCCAACCCACGGCCAGCCUGCGCCAAUAAACGCAAAAGCGCGCAGUCGUCAAGGGCGUGCCCUGCAAACUCAUCCGUACCCCACGGGCUCAGAUGGGGUUGAGCGGCUGCAUCGAUAUCAGCGAAGUGGCACUGGUUGUUCCAGGCGAGCAGGAGAACAGAAUGACUCUAUUCCUAUGGUUCCUCCAGAAAGACCUGUCUGUAUUGGAAAGAGGCCUCAAGGACCAACCUCGAACCCCCAGCAUCGUACUCGCCUUCCGCCCCCACCCCGACCGCCCUCUUCACAUGGCUUUCAUCUGCCUCUUGAAGAUGAGAUAAUUGCCCGCUUUGGAAUGUAG
This is a messenger RNA of Penicillium maclennaniae, 987 nucleotides long. RefSeq lists its product as uncharacterized. NCBI's taxonomy places the organism in Eukaryota, Fungi, Ascomycota, Eurotiomycetes, Eurotiales, Aspergillaceae. Gene Ontology annotation, cellular component: synaptonemal complex. Gene Ontology annotation, biological process: reciprocal meiotic recombination. Gene Ontology annotation, molecular function: ubiquitin protein ligase activity. The coding region runs from base 1 to 987 and encodes 328 amino acids. The transcript has 5 exons. The record is from RefSeq and is a predicted model, not a curated record.